Molecule: messenger RNA, 2526 nt
Organism: Pseudopipra pipra
Lineage: Eukaryota; Metazoa; Chordata; Aves; Passeriformes; Pipridae
Product: serine/threonine-protein kinase pim-1-like
Exons: 6
Coding region: 1-1446 (481 amino acids)
Biological process (GO): protein autophosphorylation
Cellular component (GO): cytoplasm
Molecular function (GO): ATP binding; protein serine/threonine kinase activity
Source: RefSeq, a predicted model, not a curated record
AUGGCCCCGGCCGUUCCCCUCUGCCGGGCGGGGCCGCCCCGUCCCCGGCCCUGGGCGGCCCGGCGCGGUCCCGCCCUCGCCCGGCUCCCGGCGCGCCGGCUGUGGCGCUGCUGGGCGCUCCUGUGGGGCGGGCUGUGGGGCGGGCUGUGGGGCGGGUUUUGGGGCGGGCUGUGGGACGGGCUGUGGGGCGGGCUGAGGGACGGGCUGUGGGACGGGCUGUGGGGCGGGCUGAGGGACGGGCUGAGGGACGGGCUGUGGGACGGGCUGUGGGGCGGGCUGAGGGACGGGCUGUGGGGCGGGUUUUGGGGCGGGUUUUGGGGCGGGCUGUGGGACGGGCUGUGGGAUGGGCUGUGGGACGGGCUGUGGGAUGGGCUGUGGGACGGGCUGUGGGACGGGCUGUGGGGCGGGCUCGGCCUCGCCGCCCCUUGGCUCCGCCCGGCUCGAGCCCGGCGCCUGCCGGGGCCGGCGGGGGACGCGGGCGCCGCGGCCGCUGCCGCCUCCUCGGCGGGUUCCCCGGGCAGAGCUCCGCCGCCGCUGCCCGCUGCGGGUGGGGAAGCCCGGCCCGGGCCGCUCGAGGGGCGCUCGGGGGCCGUGCCGGGCCCCGGCCCGAACGCUGACGGCCACGUCUCGCCCGCGCGGAAGGCGAAGGGGCCCCUGCAGAAGCGCUACCGGCUGGGUUCGCUGCUGGGCAGCGGCGGCUUCGGCCGCGUCUACGCGGGGACCCGCCUGGCGGACGGAGCCCCGGUGGCCAUCAAAGCCGUGCCCCGGGAUCUCAUCCGGCGCUGGGGCGAGCUGCCCGACGGCACCCUGGCACCCCUGGAGAUCGUGCUGCUGGACAAGGUGUCCAAUGGCUUUCGUGGUGUCAUCCAGCUCCUGGAGUGGUUCGAGCUCCCCAACAGUUUCUUGUUGGUGAUGGAGCGUCCGGAGCGCUCUCGGGACCUCUCUCGCGUAAUCACGGUGUGGAGGUUCCUGCCGGAGGAGAUGGCGUGGGGGCUGUUCCGCCAGGUGCUGAAGGCCGUGCGGCACUGCACCAGCUGCGGCGUCCUGCACCGGGACAUCAAGCCCCAGAACAUCCUCCUCGACCUGGCCACUGGCGAGGCGAAGCUCCUUGACUUUGGAUGUGCCACCUUCCUUCAGGACACCGUCUACACCCAGUUUGCAGGAACACCGUCAUACAGCCCGCCAGAGUGGAUCUGCUUCAAACGCUACCGCGGCGAGGCGGCCACGAUCUGGUCCCUGGGCAUCCUGCUCUACCAGAUGGUCUGCGGGAAGCACCCGUUCUGCAGAGGCACCAACACCAUCUGGGACCAGCUCCCGUUCCCACCACGGGUCUCUCGAGGGUGCCAGCACCUUAUCAGGUGGUGUUUGUCCAUCCGCCCCUCGGACAGGCCAUCACUGGAAGACCUAUUGUGCCAUCCUUGGGUGCAGGGCAUUCACCUGCUCUAGAAGACAGGAGAGAUCCAUGUGCUCACUUUGAUCCAGGGGCCUGACAGCUGGGCCCUCGGCAGAACACUGACAGCCUGGUCUGGCCCCCAGGGAAGGAGAAGGGGCCUCUGGAGAAGCUGUGCCGGGUGGGGCUGCUGCUGGAGACAUCGAGGACGACGUCAGGGAUGACAAGCUCUUUGUUGUUGACCUGGACACCGGCGAGCUGAAGAUGAUGGACUUUGAUUCUGGCCCCUUCCUCCAAGCCGUGCUCCACACGCCGUUUGCAGAUGAGUCCACACCCAGGGGGUGCUCCCGGGCAUUGCUCAGCCUGGCUGGGCACCGAAGGUUCCCCCUUUGCUGGCGGGGAACCCGAUGAAUUCUUCAGCCGGCUGCCAAGCUGCUUCUUGGCAGGAGGGUGGGCUGGGCUCUGGGCUGGGUGUGAAAUGGGAGCCCGGCUCUGCCCCCAGCCUCUGCCACUGCCCCUUUGCUGGGCGGGGCUGGGGCAGGGGCAGCCAGCCUGCCAAAAACAAACCCCCGUGGGGGGAGCAAAGGUGGGGCUGCAGAACACCAGCUGCUUUGGGCUGCAGGCCAGGAAAGGCUUGGGCUGCCUUGGCUUAGGAGCCUUUCUUUGGGCCAAUGCAGCAGGGCAGGGAGAAGGCCUGGGUUUUCCUGAGCUGGAGGAGGUGGGGUUUUUCUUUGGCCUGGAGGGGUUGGGCCUUCCUCAGAACCCUGACAGAAUGUUAACAUUUUACCUUUUUGUCUUGUUUCCACUUUUUGUUUGUAAUCUCUUGUCAUGAAUUUGUUGUUUGUUUUUGAGGGAAGAGUUGGAGCUGGUGCCCAGUCUGGAUUGGGAAGGGCUGGGACCAUCCCUGGAGAGGAUCUGACGUCCCCUCUGAGAAGGCUGAGGACAUCCUUUGGGACACGCUCUUCUUCCAGCAGCAGAUCUUGUGAGGUAGAUCCUCAUCUUGCCCAUCUUGUCAGCAGGAGUGGGAUAAUGGCUUUGGGGAGAUGGCAGCAGGCACAUGAACAUCCCGCUCUUGCAGCUGCUGAGGAGGUUGAUCUCCUGGGCUUGGCUGGAGGAGGUGGCACCUGUGUUGAGUA